Molecule: messenger RNA, 2251 nt
Organism: Scleropages formosus (Asian bonytongue)
Lineage: Eukaryota; Metazoa; Chordata; Actinopteri; Osteoglossiformes; Osteoglossidae
Product: golgin subfamily A member 7
Exons: 6
Coding region: 66-503 (145 amino acids)
Biological process (GO): Golgi to plasma membrane protein transport; protein targeting to membrane; peptidyl-L-cysteine S-palmitoylation
Cellular component (GO): Golgi stack; palmitoyltransferase complex
Source: RefSeq, a predicted model, not a curated record
CAGGCGCCUUCACGCGCUGCCUACAGUUGUCAUGAGACGCGAAUGGGACGCAGUGAACUUCCAACAUGGCGGAGACCCAUAGCCUGCAGGACAUCAGGCAGCAAGCUACAGUCGCUGCCAAGGUGUUCAUCCAGAGGGACUACACUAGUGGCACUAUGUGCCAGUUCCAGACCAAGUUCCCCACCGAACUGGAGACGAGGAUUGACAAGCAGCAGUUCGAAGAGACCGUGCGGACGCUGAAUAACCUGUACGCCGAGGCAGAAAAGUUGGGUGGCCACUCGUAUCUGGAGGGCUGUCUGGCCUGUCUCACAGCAUACACCAUCUUCCUGUGCAUGGAGACUCACUACGAGAAGGUUUUGAAGAAGAUAGCCAAGUAUAUCCAAGAGCAAAAUGACAAAAUCUAUGCACCACGGGGCCUGCUGCUCACGGAUCCAAUUGAGCGGGGUCUAAGAGUUAUUGAAAUCACCAUCUUUGAAGACAGAAGCACUGGUUCUGGAAGAUAAGCCCUGUGAAGUGCCUUUGUCACAACUUCAGCCAGCUGACGGAACACCUUAUGUCUCCAAGGACGGCACCCUCACCACCCUAUUCCAGCAUGGGUGCUGGGACUGUAAGCCAGUAGCCUUCCCUACCAGUCACCAUCCCAGAACCACUGUGGUGAGGAAAGUACUGCGUCCAACAAUCUCUCCUGCUGAUUAUAUGUACUGUACAUCUUAUGUGCGUUUGCCAUAUCUGUAUUUGCUCUGCCAUGGAUUAUUGUUGUUCAUAAGAAAGAAAAAUAUUUCUGCAUUCUGUAAAAUGAAACACCUUUCACUUGCUAGUUCAGAAGUCUCACCCUUAAAUACUACUGUUUCAUCUGUACUGCCAUCUUAUUGAUAAUUGAGUUAAUUUCUACAUACUGUCCUUUCUAAAGAUAGCCUUGAAGCACUAAAUAUAGGAAUAUCUGCAGAAAGUACAAAAACAUGCAACAAGUAGCAUUAGUAAUAACUGGUAUUAAUAACAGGUUAUAUGUGCAGUUCUGUUGGGUUUUUUAUUUUAUUUUUUUUUUUAAAUAUUGUUAUUUAGUAAACAUCUUUGCCCAAGGAGACGGACAGUUAGGUUUUUACAACGCAGAAGUACUUAGCCACAUAAUAGCAGCGAUGAUGAUGGUUCAGGAUGAAAUGCCGUGCUGCAGUUCAAUUGGGGAAAGACACAACUGUCAAGGUUAAAUAAAAUGGAAAUUUUGCAAACUGAGGCAAGAACAAAGAAAUUGGUAAAAAAAAAAAAAUCUAAAUAUUGUCGUUGAGUCAGUAGUAGUCAGACAGUGGGGAAAAAUGUAAUCUUUUGUGAAUUUCACCUGUGCCAUACAUUUUUACUGAUAAUCUCAACACAUACAGCCAUGUUUCACUCAGUGUUGAGCAGUGAAUCUUUAGGUGCAUUGGUGGCAGAAUUUAGUUUGCUCUGAGUUGAGUUGUGGGGGUCAGUGUUUAUGUCAAUGCAAUGUUUCCUAUCUCCAUAUAGGAACAGCAGAAGGAAAAUAAUGGAGUUGUUCAACAUUCUCUUUUUCUUGUUCUCAUGUCAUUUACACAUGCACAAGUGUAAAUGACAUUACACAUGUUGUAUACAGGUGUAAUAUUUUAAUAGUAAGUGCUUAAGUAGCAGAAACCUCUAACAUUAAAAUUUGCUUAUGAAACAUGUAAUCACAUAUUAAGAUGAUUUGUCUAAUGUUUUGUGUAUUCAACAUAUACAGAUUGACUUUUGUUUUGUGGGCAAGUAAGGAUUGAAUAAUUAUCCAAUGUAUUGUAAAGACAAUUCCCUAACUUGUUUUCAUAUUUGGAAAGAAUUACUUAUAAUAAUCACCACAGAAACCUUAAAAACCCGUUUAUGACUUUGUCACUCUUCUGUUUUACUUCAUGUAAAAUCUUUAUACACUAUAUAGUAUCUAAAUUAUUUAUUCAUAUACACAUUGAAAGUCAGAAGAUUAAAAUGUAAGUAUGCACAUGGAUGGAUAUAUAAUAUAUAUAUAUUUUUUUUUUUGCUUAGAUGUUCUCACAGCAUCUUGUAGCCUUUUUAAACUCACCGUCUGUUAUUGAAGGAUAGGCUCAUUGUUUUACAUGCCUUAGAUGUGUCAUUUUUUUUCUCGGCAGCAGACCAACCCUGCUUAACCUGAUUAACUCUGAGCCCACAGUUUAUUGUAAAAGCACAAAGUGGAUCUGUAAAUGUUAGAUUCCAAGUUGCACAAUGAAUCCCCAUGGGGGGCAAAGAAAAAAAAAAA